Molecule: messenger RNA, 1239 nt
Organism: Gasterosteus aculeatus aculeatus (three-spined stickleback)
Lineage: Eukaryota; Metazoa; Chordata; Actinopteri; Perciformes; Gasterosteidae
Product: C-C motif chemokine 20
Biological process (GO): immune response
Cellular component (GO): extracellular region
Molecular function (GO): chemokine activity
Source: RefSeq, a predicted model, not a curated record
GCAGCGCGGCCGCUCUCGGGCAGUAUCCUUACUUCCUUCAAGUGCUGGAAAGACAGAGCAGCCCGUCGGCCCCCAGAGAGACCAGACAUGACAUCGUGCGGGGACGCCAAGCUCUUCUUCUGCAUCCUCUUCGUCACCUACUGCUGCACAGUGACGUUCUCCCAGAUUCCCAUGGACUGCUGCUUGAGGGUCGGAAACAAUACGAUCGCCAAACAACGUGUUGUCAACUACUUUCUGCAGAUCGGCGGACAAGGCUGCGCGAUGGACGCCAUGGUCUUGAUGACCAGACGUAAGAAGAAUCUCUGCGUUCCCGCCGACGAGCCGUGGGUCAAAGAAGUGGUGAAGCACGUGGUCGCCCUGAAGGAACACUGCAAGAGACACCAGUACAAGGGAAGACGCUGCUACAACGUGAAGCAGAAGUGAACACCACAGCGACCUUUGACCCCUUCAGCCCCAAAUGCAGCCAGAGAGGACCAGUGCGGGUCAGGGAGGAGGAGAACGGGAUCAAACCGAUAAAUUAUAGAGUCCUAUGACUAAAGAGAGCUUAAUCUAUUCUACCAGUAUAUUUAUAGAAUUAUUCCUGAAUGAUUUUUGUAUAUAUUUUUAAAGAUAUUUCAGUUUUAAAAACCAAAGAAUAUGAAAGUUUGUAACAGUUCUCUCUCUCUUAACUUUAUUAACUACUCAGGCAACCUGGACAAAUGUGGACUUUUUUAAAAAUAAAGCAUUGUUUCCUUCUGAAUCUUAAGGCCGUACGUCAUUCUUUGUCGACGACACUGUUCAAUCUGUUAGGAGUAAAAAUAAGUAAAUCACACAUGCUCUUCUUUUUCUUUAUUUUGAUGCUGGCUUCUGUUUUUACGUUUGAUUUGUUUAGGUUGAUAAACAUCUUCAUGUGAUGCCUAUUGGACAACAACUCAGUAAUCAAAAUAAUAACUCACUCUGCUACGAUUUUUACAGCCAUGAAUGAAACAGCAUAAACUUCAGGCCUCUAUGGACUCCGUACGAUUGUCUUUACUGUCAUUUCAGAUUAUUCUUGUUAAAAAAAACAAGCAUGAGCACACGCACUGUCACGGUUUGGGUUCACGAAAAUGUAUUUUCAGAAAUAAACACGAUAAACAUGAUUUCUAUAAGUUGACAUAAAAAUGACAUUCACUUUUAUUCUUCAUCCACCUUCAAAUGUAACAUAUUAUAAUGAAUGUUUUGCACCAGUAAGGUACUGCAUUAAAAAUCUGACCCAAAGUU